Molecule: messenger RNA, 1173 nt
Organism: Leishmania braziliensis MHOM/BR/75/M2904
Lineage: Eukaryota; Euglenozoa; Kinetoplastea; Trypanosomatida; Trypanosomatidae
Exons: 1
Coding region: 1-1173 (390 amino acids)
Source: RefSeq, a predicted model, not a curated record
AUGCAGUUUGUGUUUGCCGUCAAGGGCCGUAGCUCGAGGGCGCCGCAGCUGCUGGCCGCCGACCGACUUUUUGUUGUGGCAGCUCGAGAGACAACCCACCGCGCUCGCCAUGCGCGGGGUUGGGGGAAGAAGAGGUAUAGCGCUGUCGCCCCUGCGCCCGGCGCGCCGCUGCAGAUCUCAGGCUCUCGACUGAGGGACCUCUGCUGGGGGGAGUCGCCUCUAUCCUCCAUACUGUCGCUGGAGAAGGACGAUCUCAAGUUUAAUUGCGUGAUGGUGCAGACGCCGUACGCUGUUCGUGCCGCCAACACGGAUGUUGAACCGGUGUCGCUGCGCGUGAUCGCCGCGGAUGCCCUCGAACACAUUUUCUUCAACGUCAACGAGGAUCUCUUGCAGGAUGGCCGCCUGGUUGUCUUUACGUAUGCUGAGAACCUUUUGCACGUUGGCAUCGACGCCAAUGCUUGGGCAGAGGCCCGAGUGGCGGCGGCCGCCGCAAGCACAGGCGUUGUUGUCGGUGAUGGUGACGGUAGCACUGGGCCUUAUGGCCAUGCAAGCGGUCCUGUAGGUGAGGGUGCCACCAACAAGGACCCCUCUCUCAGCGCUGACAGCGGCACUGAUGCAGAGUUAGCCAAGCGGCCGCGCCGGGUCGACGUCGUAUGGGGUAAGGAAGAGCCCAGCCGGUCGUCCCGCCGCCUCGACUCACCGCGUUCUGUGCUCAAGAAGGAGCAGGUGCUGGCUGUAGUGCCCUGUACUGUGAACGGCGACGACAUCAAAGAGCUGAAUGAGCUCAUCGACGAAGGCAAACUCGCCAGCUUCGACGUGAGCCUGACUGAGUUCUUCUGUUCUCAGUGCUAUCAUUUACCGCUGUUAACGCUAACCAUGUCGUGCUGUGGGGCAGUGCUGUGUCAGUGCUGCGCACCGACGCCGCCGACGGUGGAGGGAGUGUCGGCGACAGAUCGUGCGUGCCCAGUCUGCGGGGAGGAGCCACUCGACCCUCCUCUAAGCCACCCGGAACGCGAUGUGAAGGUGGCAAAACUGGUCAAGGAGCUGAAGGUGCUGUACUUUCCUCAGCUCCGCGCACUUCGUGAGUCAAGGCGAGUCUCUGCGGAACCGCCAAAGCCUUCAAUGCCGCCUUUUCUGCUGCUCAAUACACCGGUGCUUGAGCCGCCGCGAUGA